CCUCUUUUACCUGUACAGCAUUCAGCAGAACAGUUCUGACAAAGCUCCACCCUUCACCUAACUCACCUGAAACAAACCAGGAAACAGUUUGUUCUCCUUACUCACUACAGAGAGAUGCAGACUGAAAAGCAGACGUUUACAUUCACCUUCAGACCAAGCUAACAACUUCCUCUGAGUUCAGUUACAGGAGAGAAAAGUAGAAAACUACUGCUUCAACCUGCCAUUUCAACACUGUCAAUAUGAAGAUCGCAGCUUUCAAUGUCAAGAAAAUGGGAUGGAAAAAAGUCAACAACAACUUUGUGCGGACAAAUCUUAUCAAGAUUGUGUCUCGGUACAGCGUGGUGGUGAUGCUGGAGGUGGUGGAUCAAAGUGGCAAGGCCAUGCGUAAGUUCCUCACUGAACUGAAAAAAAAGAACAAACGUCAUCCAUACGCUAUGAAGUGCAGUGAAUCUCUGGGACGAAGCUCCUACAAGGAGAAGUUUGUCUUCUUCUACAGACAGGAUGAAGUGAGUGAGAUCAACGCCUACCAGUACAAAGAAGGUCAUAAAGAUGUGCUCGCUAGAGAGCCCUUCAUUCUGAAGCUCAAGUGUCCAAAUACAGUUGUGCAGAACUUGGUGCUGAUCCCAGUCCACACCAAACCAGAGGAUACGCCAAGAGAGCUGGACGCUCUGCAUGAUGUUGUCAAAGCUGUGAAGAAAAGAUGGAGCACGGAUAACAUUAUGAUUUUGGGGGACUUUAAUGCAGACGGGCAUUACCUCUCCGAGAAGAAGAAGAAAAAGAUCCGCAUCUGCUACCAUCCGUACCAUUGGCUGAUAGCUGAUGAUGUCGACACCACGACAAGUCACUCUAAUGACCACACCUAUGACAGGAUCGUGGUGUUUGGUGAUGACAUGUAUAAAGCUGUUGUUCCCAACUCAGCAAAGUCUUUCGACUUUCAGAACGCUUAUAACCUGUCUGAUGCCAAAACUCAAGACAUCAGUGACCAUUACCCUGUGGAGGUGGAGCUGAAGAAGCUGGACGGGGAUGAUGACGAUGAUGACGAUGACGAUGAGGAAGAAGAAGAGGAUUAACAUCAAACAGAUGAGCCCAGAAGACACCCAACAAGAAGAACGUCAGAGAAGGAAGGAUGUCCCUACAGCUGCAACGAUAACCUCAAGAUGAUGACACAUACGCAGAUGCAUGGCAGAGCACAUUAGCCUAAACACAUACAGCAUUAUAUCACUACUUACUUAUAAUCAUCCUCAUAUUGCUUAUGGCUUUGGAUUUGUAUUAUCUGAAAUAAACUAUUCAUGAAAAGGUU
This is a messenger RNA of Micropterus dolomieu (smallmouth bass), 1300 nucleotides long. RefSeq names its product deoxyribonuclease-1-like. Gene Ontology annotation, molecular function: DNA nuclease activity. NCBI's taxonomy places the organism in Eukaryota, Metazoa, Chordata, Actinopteri, Centrarchiformes, Centrarchidae. Gene Ontology annotation, cellular component: nucleus. The transcript has 10 exons. Bases 240 to 1070 code for a protein of 276 amino acids. The record is from RefSeq and is a predicted model, not a curated record. Gene Ontology annotation, biological process: DNA catabolic process.